Messenger RNA from Helianthus annuus (common sunflower), 2524 nucleotides. RefSeq names its product oligopeptide transporter 4. Lineage: Eukaryota; Viridiplantae; Streptophyta; Magnoliopsida; Asterales; Asteraceae. Gene Ontology annotation, molecular function: oligopeptide transmembrane transporter activity. Bases 118 to 2343 code for a protein of 741 amino acids. Gene Ontology annotation, biological process: transmembrane transport. The transcript is spliced from 5 exons. The record is from RefSeq and is a predicted model, not a curated record.
AUAUGAUUCCAUGUCAAAACGUCAACUCAUCCUUGAUCAGUUAUGAUCCAUGCAUUCAUUAUAUAUGAAUGAAUUACCACCACUACUACUCAUCCUAGCUAGCUAAAAGUCUAAAACAUGGGCACCUUUGAUGACCGGAAACCGUACCCUCCCACCGCAACCCACGACGACGACGAUGACGGAAUCUCCCCCAUCGAAGAAGUCCGUCUAACGGUAACCAACAGCGACGACCCGACCCUGCCCGUAUGGACCUUCAGGAUGUGGUUCUUGGGUUUGCUCUCAUGUGCCCUCCUCUCUUUCUUCAACCAGUUCUUUUCGUACCGUACCGAACCACUAGUCAUCACCCAAAUCACAGUCCAAGUGGCCACCCUACCCAUUGGGCACUUCAUGGCGGCGGUUCUCCCGGAGACUAAGUUCCGGUUGCCGGGGUUUGGGUCGAAGUUGUACUCUUUCAACCCGGGGCCGUUUAACAUGAAAGAGCAUGUCCUUAUUUCAAUCUUUGCUAAUGCGGGAAGUGCUUUCGGGAACGGAUCAGCGUAUGCCGUGGGCAUUGUGACCAUCAUCAAAGCUUUUUAUCACCGGAAUAUUUCUUUUUUGGCCGGUUGGUUGCUCAUUAUUACCACACAGGUAUUAGGAUACGGUUGGGCGGGGCUGUUGAGGAAAUAUGUGGUGGAACCAUCGCACAUGUGGUGGCCUGGGACUCUAGUUCAGGUCUCCCUUUUCCGGGCUUUGCAUGAAAAAGACGAGCAACGGAUGACACGUGCAAAGUUCUUCCUAAUCGCACUAAUUUGUAGCUUCGCGUGGUACAUAGUCCCAGGAUACCUCUUUUCUACACUCUCAAGCAUCUCAUGGGUUUGUUGGGCCUUCUCCGGAUCAGUGAAGGCCCAACAGUUAGGAUCGGGUAUGAGAGGUCUUGGGCUUGGAGCUGUAACACUUGACUGGUCGGUUGCAGCAUCCUUCUUGUUUAGCCCGCUAAUCAGCCCAUUUUUCGCUAUAGUGAAUGUGUUUUUGGGGUAUGCAAUGAUAAUCUACAUCGUUAUGCCAUUGUCUUAUUGGGGUUUGGACUUGUAUGGAGCUCGUAGAUUCCCCAUAUUCUCAUCACACUUGUUUACGAGCCAGGGUCAAAAGUAUAACAUAUCGGCUAUUGUGAAUGACAAGUUUCAGAUAGAUAUGGUGAAAUACGAAGAGCAAGGCAGGAUUCAUUUAAGUACAUUCUUUGCUCUCACUUAUGGUUUUGGAUUUGCAGCUAUUGCAUCCACUCUAACCCAUGUGGCCUUCUUUCAUGGGAGGGAGAUCUAUGAUAGAUUCCGAGCCUCGUACAAGGAGAAACAGGAUAUACACACCAGACUCAUGAAGAGAUACAAAGACAUACCCAACUGGUGGUUCCAUUUAUUGCUACUUGUCACACUCGCAGUAUCUCUUGUACUCUGCACUGUCUUAAACGAUCAAGUUCAGAUGCCCUGGUGGGGGCUUAUCUUUGCUUCUGUUAUUGCCUUCAUUUUCACCCUCCCAAUAAGCAUCAUAACUGCCACAACAAAUCAGACACCGGGGCUAAACAUAAUCACGGAAUACAUUAUGGGUGUUAUACUGCCGGGAAGACCCAUAGCCAAUGUAUGCUUCAAGGUUUACGGUUACAUGAGUAUGACACAAGCCAUUUCCUUCCUAAGUGAUUUCAAGCUCGGGCAUUAUAUGAAGAUUCCUCCAAGGUCAAUGUUCUUGGUUCAGUUUAUAGGAACCAUUUUGGCUGGCACAGUAAACCUUGUUGUGGCAGUGUGGUUACUAGACUCGAUUGAAAACAUCUGCCAAGAUGAGCUUCUUCCAGCGGACAGCCCAUGGACAUGUCCAGGAGAUCGAGUCUUUUUUGAUGCAUCAGUCAUAUGGGGUCUGGUGGGACCCAAGCGUAUAUUCGGGAGUCUUGGAAACUACAGCUCUAUGAACUGGUUCUUCCUCGGGGGUGCAUUAGGGCCCAUUAUCAUCUGGCUGUUUUACAAGGCAUUCCCUAAACAAACUUGGCUUCCUCUGGUAAACCUUCCAGUUAUUUUAGGAGCAACAGGUGCCAUGCCACCAGCCACCGCUGUAAAUUACAAUGCCUGGAUUAUAAUAGGGACAGUUUUCAACUUCUUUGUUUUUCGCUACCGGAAACAGUGGUGGCAGCGGUACAACUAUGUUCUAUCGGCGGCAUUGGAUGCUGGUGUGGCUUUCAUGGCGGUUUUGCUCUAUUUCUCUGUGGGUGUUGAAGAAAAAGGUGUGACUUGGUGGGGUACUGAUGGAGAGCAUUGCGAGUUGGCGACUUGCUCAACCGCAAAAGGAAUCAAUGUUGAUGGUUGUCCUGUGAACCACUAGGUCGUAUAUUGCUUAAUUUUCGUUAUUAAAUAGUGUGCUGUUAAUGUUAUAAAGCGGAUUGUCGAAUCAAUUCACAGGUUUGUAUGAUCGAAAAUAGUAAUGGGUCAAGAGAAACAGAAAGUGAUUUGUAUAAAAGUAAAUCACAGAAAGUUGUGAUAUGGAAUACACAAUGUUUUACACA